CCACCUGGCAAACCUCUUGAAACCCCCUCACCCAUUCCCCGCAGCGAUCAAACGCCGCCCCCGAAAAAUCCCCAAAAUACGGGGCAAAAAUAGAACAAGAACAUGAAUUACUUGAAGAACUCGCGCUCCGUCCUCUCCAGGCUCCUCCGCCACAAGCCCACCGGCUGCCCGCGGCUGCCACCGUCGCCGCCGUUGCCGCAGGCGCCUCCCGCUGGGUACUACUUCACCUCCCCGAGUCGCCCGGAGGCCGUCCGCUUCGGCCGAGUGCUCCUCCGAAGCCCGCCGCCGCCGCCGCGGCCUGCGCAGGCGCCGCCGUCUCGGUACUUCUACACCUCCCCGCAGCGGCAGAAGGUAGUCCACUUCAACCGCCGGCGCGGGUCCCGGUGGUACCACGACCCGCGGAAGCUCACCACGGUGGUCGUCGUCUCGGGCGGCGCCGCGGCGGCCGUCUACUUCGGCAACCUCGAGACCGUGCCUUACACCAAUCGCACCCACCUCAUCCUCCUCUCGCCCCCGCUCGAGCGCCAGCUCGGGGAGUCCCAGUUCAACAAUCUCAAGAAGGAGCUGGGCCCCAAGAUCCUCCCCCCGCUACACCCCGACAGCAUCCGCGUUCGCCUCAUCGCCUCGGAGGUCGUCCGCGCCGUCCACCGCGGCCUCGCUGGAAGGCACCACGACGCCUUCGCCGCGGAUGACGCCUCCUACGGCGACAUCUCCACCGACGUCGUCAUCAAGAACCACGAGGCCGGCGCGGAAGACGUGAUGCUCGGCCGGUCCCGUGGCAACAAGAACGCGAGCGUGGCUGCCGCGGCCCAGCGAGACGAGGAGGUUCUGGAUGACAGAUGGGUCACCGAGAGCCGCGACCGUGGGAAGGCACGGGGAGCACAGCCGGAGACGAGGCAUCUUGAUGGGCUCAAUUGGGAGGUGAUCGUUGUCAGAGAUGACCUCAUCAAUGCAAUGUGCUUGCCCGGUGGCAAGAUUGUAGUCUUUACUGGACUGCUCAACCAUUUCAAGACUGAUGCUGAGAUUGCUACUGUGCUUGGGCACGAGGUUGGGCAUGCUAUUGCAAGGCACGCUGCUGAGAUGAUUACGAAGAACUUGUGGUUUUGGAUCCUGCAGAUUGUGAUCAUGCAGUUCAUUUACAUGCCAGACAUGAUUAAUGCAAUGUCGACGCUACUCCUGAAGCUUCCCUUCUCACGGAGGAUGGAGAUAGAGGCAGAUCAUAUUGGGCUGCUGGUACUUGGUGCUGCUGGUUACGAUCCACGCGUAGCUCCCUCAGUCUACGAGAAACUAGGAAAGAUCGCAGGAGAUUCAACGUUGAGUAAUUACCUCUCCACUCAUCCUUCGAGUAAGAAAAGAGCACAGCUUUUGAGGCAAGCCAAGGUCAUGGAUGAAGCACUGAGAUUAUACAGAGAAGUUAGCUCUGGCCAAGGCACUGAAGGUUUCCUGUAGGUUCUAUGGCUUCAGAUUCAGAUCUCAAAACUCUCGAGCUGGUUUCUUACUAGUGCCCUAACAAAAGAACACGCUCUUACCAGCUGCACAGCGUCAUCCUAUAAUUUUUUGGUUGUUUCUUUCUGCGUCUGAGUGCUUGGUAUCGCCAGUUCUGAAUUCUGAGGGUAAAUGUGUACCCUCGUUACCGAAGCAGGAAGUCAGCUGCGUCAUCUGUGACUAGGAAAGAGUAAAUACUAGUACUACAUUUUUUUUUGUGUCAAUAAUUGUUGAUUUACAGCACUUUUUUUUGCCCCCAUUGCCCUUCGGUUCGUCGAUGUUGGUGAUCAGUCCAGUAGCUCUUGUUAUUACCAAUCUAGUCUACCAAAUCGUGGAUAAUUGCAUCAUGGCUGGUUAGACUUCAGAAACUGGAACCUUUGAUGUGCUUGUGCUGUUCAUUCAAUCCAUAAACGACAGCCUAUCAAUAAUUCCAUAUGUAAAGUACUAUGCAACCGAUCAAUAAUUUCAUGUGUGGUAGUAGUACCAUGA
Oryza sativa Japonica Group (Japanese rice) is the source of this 1974-nucleotide messenger RNA. Its product is annotated as mitochondrial metalloendopeptidase OMA1. Gene Ontology annotation, molecular function: metalloendopeptidase activity. Gene Ontology annotation, cellular component: membrane. NCBI's taxonomy places the organism in Eukaryota, Viridiplantae, Streptophyta, Magnoliopsida, Poales, Poaceae. The record is from RefSeq and is a predicted model, not a curated record.